This is a messenger RNA of Leishmania braziliensis MHOM/BR/75/M2904, 1092 nucleotides long. Its product is annotated as thymidylate kinase-like protein. The record is from RefSeq and is a predicted model, not a curated record. The transcript has a single exon. Gene Ontology annotation, cellular component: cytosol; cytoplasm; mitochondrion. NCBI's taxonomy places the organism in Eukaryota, Euglenozoa, Kinetoplastea, Trypanosomatida, Trypanosomatidae. Gene Ontology annotation, molecular function: dTMP kinase activity. The coding region runs from base 1 to 1092 and encodes 363 amino acids. Gene Ontology annotation, biological process: dUDP biosynthetic process; dTTP biosynthetic process; dTDP biosynthetic process.
AUGCGCGCGGUCGUUUUCAGCGAUAUCGCUUCUGCAGAGCUGAGCGAGCAUAUCAGAGUCAUCGCCUCCAGGUCGUAUGCCGAGGUAGUGUAUGUGGAUGUCUCUGAAGGUGCCGAGACAGACCUGAAAACGGCAUGGCAUACGCGCUACGGUGGGGCGUUGCACGCCCCGCCACCUGCUCGCGACGAGCUGGACGAUAUGAAGGGCACCUUUGUGUGCUAUCUUACUGAGAAGAAGACCAUUGAGGACGCCGAUGUGGUGUACGCCGUUUUUAUAGCGGAGGUGCUUACUCUCAUCCUCACUCCCUCCGCAACCCUGACACCACUGAUGCACGCGGCAGCAGACAUCAGCGUGUCUUCCAGGAAAGCGGUAAUCGAGUCUUUAUUUUCAGUGGCGCCGUCACCAUCCUCUGCAGAUGUGAUAGUUGUUGAGGGCGGUGAUGGCGCCGGCAAGGAGACGCAGGCAGCGCUGCUGGUGCGACAAAUUCACGCAUCUGGCGGCGAGGUUCACGCGUUAGACUUUCCAUACGAAAGAGGUCUGUACGGGGGACUUGUGCGGACGGUGCUUUCUGGCAAGAAAGGAUCCAUCAAUGAACUUAAUCCGCAGCUCUUCAGCUUCCUUUACUCCCUUAAUCGCUUUGGCUGUGCUCGUCAGCUGCACUUUUGGCUGCGUCGAGGCAGCUCGGUGGUUCUAGACCGGUACUAUACGGCGAACUUCGGGCAUCAGGCCUCCAAGUUACCCCCAGAAGAGCGGGAGGCAUUCAUCAGCGACCUCGAGUUCAUGGAGGUGGAGUUGUUCGGACUGCCCAGGGCGACAUCGGUUCUGUACUUGGAUCUACCGCCCGCCGCGGCCCUCGAGGCAAUGAGGCGUGAUGCGACUCGGAAGCAGCUUGACAUUCACGAGACCGCCGGUGGCGACUACAAGAAAAGGGUUCGCCAAACAUACAUGUGGUGUUGCGAACACCUUCCAGGCUGGCAUCACAUCAUGUGCUUCGGCGACGACGGGCGGCGUCUCACACGGGAGGAAGUGCAUACUGCCAUCACGCGUCAUUUGCGGAGCGUCGGCUCACGUGUGUUUGGCGCGCAAUCGUGA